AUGGAAGUAGUGCAGAAUCUACUAUCGAAGUUGAAAUCUUUGAGAGUUCUAUCUUUUCGUGGUAUUUAUAAGAUUGAGUUCCCUGAUUCAAUUGGUGAAUUGAAACAUCUUUGCUAUUUAGAUUUUUCCAAGACUGAGAUUGUGAUUUUGCCCGAAUUUGUAACUAAAUUGUACAAUUUGGAGACACUGAAGUUAGAAGAUUGUAAUCAUCUUCAAACUUUGCCUAGAGAUAUGCAUCAUCUUAUUAAUUUGAGACAUCUUAUUAUCAGUGGAAAAAAACUAGUUGAGAUGCCAAGUCAAAUAAGUAAAUUGACAAAUCUCCAAAUUUUGACAACUUUUGUGGCGGGGAAGGAUAGUGGCGCUAAAAUAGAAGAAUUGGCAAAACUUCAUAGUCUGCAUGGAGAGCUUUCCAUUAAGAAGUUAGAAAAUGUGGCAAAUAUUACAAAAGAAUUAGAUCAAGUUGGUGUACUGGGUAAGAAUCAUCUUGAGAAAUUGAGGUUGGAAUGGAGUGUUAAUGAUGCUGUUGUUGAUCCAAAACAUGGAGAGGGUGUGCUUGAAAUGCUUUCACCUAACAGAACGUUGAAGGAGCUCGAGAUUAUUUACUAUCCAGGCAAAAUAUUUCCAAAGUGGGUUGGGAAUGAUUCCUUUAGCAACAUUGCUGAAGUAACUCUUAAUGGGUGUAAGCAUUGCUCCUAUUUGCCACCCUUUGGGCAACUUCCUUUGCUAAAAGAUCUUUCCAUCUCAAGUUGCAAUUCGAUAGUGACGGUGGGUGCUGAGUUUUACGGGAAUAGUUCUGAGAGAAAGCCAUUUUUAUCAUUGGAAACAUUAAGGUUCAGCAACAUGUCAUCAUGGGAGAAAUGGCAUUGA
This is a messenger RNA of Cannabis sativa, 867 nucleotides long. RefSeq names its product putative disease resistance RPP13-like protein 1. The coding region runs from base 1 to 867 and encodes 288 amino acids. NCBI's taxonomy places the organism in Eukaryota, Viridiplantae, Streptophyta, Magnoliopsida, Rosales, Cannabaceae. The transcript has a single exon. The record is from RefSeq and is a predicted model, not a curated record.